Messenger RNA from Tribolium madens (black flour beetle), 3614 nucleotides. RefSeq names its product adhesion G-protein coupled receptor G6-like. Gene Ontology annotation, biological process: G protein-coupled receptor signaling pathway; cell surface receptor signaling pathway. Lineage: Eukaryota; Metazoa; Arthropoda; Insecta; Coleoptera; Tenebrionidae. Gene Ontology annotation, molecular function: G protein-coupled receptor activity. The record is from RefSeq and is a predicted model, not a curated record. Gene Ontology annotation, cellular component: membrane. The coding region runs from base 120 to 3329 and encodes 1069 amino acids. The transcript has 3 exons.
GUCGGUGUUAGCGAUAACGUAAUUUUGGUAACGUUAUCAUCAUUUGUAAGUAGGAAUGAGGGAAUUUUCGAUUUUAGUACACUUCACAUCUUUGAAUAAUAUGAACAAAAAAUUACACAAUGAAUAAAAGAAUUUUUUUGAUUGCUGCCUUGUUAUCAAUUAAUAUCGGACAUGAUGAAAUGAGUGAACAGGACAUUUUUCUUGAUUACUUUGAUGAUACUAACGAGACAUUCUGCCCACCCGGCUUCACCUACGACACAAGCACAAACACAACCAUUUGCUACGUCCUCAACGUAACCUGCCCUUAUCCAAUGCCCCUCCCAUUUGACCCCUCCUCCAACUUAAUCAAAUCCCUAAACACAACCAAACUUCAAAUCGAGAAAAACACAAUCAUGGAUUACUACAUCUGGAAAGAAAAACGUGGCAACUAUGGCAAACUAUUCACCCAACAAUUUGAAAAUAUAACCGAAAACAUGACCGAUUAUGUUAUAGCCAGACACAAUGAAACAUUUACAUAUUUUCUAACCAAUGACAACAAUUAUGACCAAUUAUGUGCCUACGAAACGCUCGACUCAAGUCGAACAAACUACUGCACACUAUACGAUAAAAUUUGUACAAAAGGACAAAGUAACAAAAAUACAAAUAACUGUCAUUGUAGAAACACAAAAGUACGACAUUUUUGCGAAUUUAACUGUCAUUAUUACAAUUGGACGGACCAAAAUGCGACUUGUAACGACUGUGAGACCAACUUUAAGGCAUAUAAAGAGCCCAAAAUUCAGUUAAGUUUCAAUUAUCGCACUAAACGAAUUUCAAUUGACAUUAAAUGGUAUUUAAGACUACUUCCGAUCAAUCGUAGUACUGAGGCGAUUGUGUAUUGUUUCACAGAUGCUGAUCAUACCACUCAUGAUAUCACUUACAGAUACGAUUUUGAUUUUUUAAAUAUGUCAGAAUAUAAAUCGGUUAACUACCUUUUAAAUCCUGCAAUGGAUUCAAUAGGUCACUAUUGGUGUCAAGGAUUUCAAUUCAACUUAUUUUCCAAAGAUGUAACACUCGUAAAAAGCAAAAAAAUCAUAGCUGAAGGCCCCCAACAUAGCGAAUCCUUCACAAUGAAUAUCACAAUCAAUGAAACCCAAAGAACUUACCCCUUGACCAUACACGAAGAAACACAAGAAUAUAUCGAGAAUGUCAUCAACGAUACAAACCUAAUUCAAAAAAUCAAAUUUCUAAACUUAUAUAAGCGAAAAGACGAUGAAACUGUCAUCGGUUAUCGACUGUACUUCAAUGGAACCAAUAACACCAUGAUGGAGGUUCUAGACCAAGUAACCGAAAUUUUCAACCAAUCAAAUUCCAGCAUCUCUCUAUCACCCAGUUAUUGCCUCCCUGACACCACCUUCAAUGGUAUAACCCUCACAUGGGAGAAAACCCUUCUAGGAUCAACCACAAUCCCAAAUGAACUGUGCCUCCAAAACAACACAAAACCGGUAACUCGAACUUGCCUCGGCGAGUACCUUUAUGGUACAUACUGGGGGGCCGUUCAAGGAACUUGUGUCAACAAUAGUGGUGAAUUAUUUGGUUCAAAAAACACGAUACGACUUCACAACCUCACAUAUUCUGACCACAACUCAAGUAUAAAAAUCAACCAAUUGAAUGAAAUACUAUUGGAGAGUAACAAACCAAUAGUAAUCGAUGCCCAUUUUAUGGCGAAAAUUUUCGAAAAUGUCACUUUUUCAUCCCAACUUAAUGUAACAAAUGUCAUUGAAACGGCUAGUAGAAUCAUGAAUGUACCACGUGACGUGUUACAUGAAGCCCAAACUAUACUCAACUCAACUGACAUGAUCCUAUACAGUCUUGAUACAAUCAUCGGCGGUUAUAACCUAACCGGUGAGUAUGUAAGUCUAACAUCGGGGAAUAUCUACACACAAAUUAGUAAUAUAUCAAGCGGUAUAACCGGUGCUGCCUUUUACGAAACCAAAACCGGACUUGAAAUCACACCAAUUCGAAAUUCAACUCCUGACUACAAUAAUACCAACUUGAAACUCAGUGCCUACAUUACGAAGGAAACUAUAAUCAGGAAUAAAAACGCAAAACUGGUUAUAACCGCUUACCUUAUCGAUUCGCUCUUCAACCAAGCCCCUACUAACACAACCACCGGUUACUUAACUAGUAUUUACCUAAGUCCAAGUGGUGUUGAUUCAUGGGUGGAAAAACCGGUCGUAAUGAUACGACCAUUUCGUAAAUACAGGGCCGAACUUAAGUGUAACCGUUGGUCGUACGGUCGUAAUCAACUCUGGUACAACCUUAGAGGUUCAUGGACGCAUGAAAAAGACGAUCCAACUUGCCCUUUGGGUGAAAUGUGUCAAUGUAAGUUUGCCCGAAUGAACCCUUUUGGGAUUUUAGUAGGGCAUGAGGAUGACGUCAUUUUGAGUAUUGUUACAGCGACAGGUUGCGCCCUCUCGGCUUUGGGUAGUUUUGCGGUUAUCGUAACCGCAAUAAUAUACAAACAAUGGCGCGAACAAUCAGGCACUAAAAUUUUACUAAAUUUUGUUUUGACAAAUUUGGCACAAAAUAUUUUCUUAGGGGUGAGUAGUGGGAUUAAUAGUUACACCCAAAUUAACACUUGUGUGACAAUUGGGGCGUUAUUGCACUAUUCGGUUUGUUCACAAUUCACAUGGAUGCUCAUCAUUGGCUAUUUACAAUAUUUGAGAUAUGUUGAGGUGUUUUAUGUCGUACACAAUUACUUUGUUAUAAAAGCGUCAAUUGUGGCAUGGAUUUUACCAAUAGUUCCGGUUAUAACCGUUUUAAAUAUCAGCGAAUCGUACUAUUUGCAAGACAAUUUCUGUUAUUUGAGCAAUAAACCGCUCUUUUACGGUGUUUAUAUCCCAGUUUCGUUCACUUUAACCGUAAAUAUCGUCAUUUUUAUGACAAUUAUAGUUAAUAUAACUUGCUACCGGGCUAAUAGCCCAAACCGGUUAAGAGACAACAUCUCCUGGCUCAAUUUACGUCUCAUCAUUUUACUUUUCUUCCUCAUGGGUUUAUACUGGGUGUUUGGGGUUUCAGCACGUAUUACCCAACUCAUUGCUUUAGAUUAUUUCUUUUGUAUUUCUGCCUCACUUCAAGGUUUAGUAAUUUUCCUCUACUUUAUCGUUUUUAAUAAAAUGACAAGAAAUUUCUGGUUAAAACAAUUGAGACGCGCCGAAAUGAUUACAACAAUGCAGUUGUGGUUGCAACAGAGGAAAAAAAUCGGAAAAGUGAGACUUGAUAAUGGAAGAACAAAAAGUGUCAAAAUGAAGAUAAUGGAGUCAUUGAUGGUGUCACAAAAACAAAAAUAAAUGCCUACCUGAAGGUGGAGAAGAUUUAGGGCGGAAACAGCGAUGCAUUCUUUGUCUUGAGCUAUUGUGUUGGUUAUUACGACUUCGAGGAGGUUUUCAAUUAGUCUGAAAAAAAAAAAAAAGAAAUCUGUAUUGACAAAUAAACAUUUUUUUUUUCACUACUAAUUGAAAAAUAGUAGUUUAUUAUACAAGUAAAGCAAAGUUUUUCAUUAUUUGUGACUAGUGUGUUUCUAAAGCGAGUGUCAAAAGCACGAGUUUCAAAAAAAAUCACUUGUAUAAUGCAAC